Molecule: messenger RNA, 888 nt
Organism: Adineta ricciae
Lineage: Eukaryota; Metazoa; Rotifera; Eurotatoria; Adinetida; Adinetidae
Source: the annotation of a GenBank genome assembly
AUGCUUUCCCAUCAACUGUUCUCUAAAAAGCCAGUACAUUCAAAUCAAACUCAUAGUAUUAAUGGUGAAUUGUAUACUUUGCUAAGUCGAAUAGGCCACGGAUCGUAUGGAUCUGUAUGGAAAUCUGUAACACCAAAGGGUAAAUAUUAUGCUGUGAAAGUGUUUGAAUUCAAUCAUGCACAAAAUCCUCUUGCUUCGGAUGAUCGACUGAGCUCUUUUAAAACUGAAGUUAAAAUGGGUAAAAAACUUCAUGAUGAAACCGAGCACGUUGUAACAAUGUGCGGGUAUGAAUAUAGUCCACGAUACGGGGUGGGUUUUAUUGCAAUGGAAUUGGGCAGCGAAUCAUUAGUUGAUCGAGUUAGAAAUCUUCAUCAAACACAUUCAAAAUCGCCGAUGUUCGAUUACUAUGAUUACAUUUCGCUAAGAGAUCAACAGAAUAUAUGGUGUCAAUUAGUCAAUAUCAUUCUUGCUCUUCACCAGUAUGGCGUAAUCCACCGUGAUCUCAAACCAGCGAACCUAUUGUUUUUCGGACCUACCUUGAAAGUGAUUGAUUUUGGUAUGGCGCAAGACGAAUUUGUAGGAUUUAGUCCACAUCAGAGAAUAGGCGGUACUCGUCCUUACAGUGCACCCGAAUGUUUCACAGGUCAAGCGCUAAUCACUCCAAAAGCCGAUGUAUGGUCCGUGGGUGCCAUUUUAUAUUAUCUAACUUAUGGCAAAGCACCGGUAUUCGAAAGCCCACGGCCACCGUUCGGCGUUUUACCUACUCGCUCUCGCCACAUUCAGGAGAUUCUUGAACAUUGCCUUCGACCAGUUGCGUCUCGACGGCCAGAUCAUCAAUCACUUGCUCAACAUCCUUUCACAAGACCUUUUAAGAGAUACUUAAAGUGA